AUGUCGCUGCUACACGACACCGACCCCCGGCCGCGCAUGCCUUCACCCCAGCCCAGCUUCGCUCGCAUGACGGCCGCUAUCAACAUUCCCAGCUCGCGAGGCAGCCCGGCCAUGACACCCUCGUACCUCAAUGGCUCCCUCCAGUCGACUCCCGAGGGCAUGGUCCCCAUCUCGUCCUCGCUACCCGCCAUACCUUCCUACAACCUGCCCGAGUCGCUCCUCCCUCCACCAUUGUCGUCACCGCCAACCUCGUCCCCGUCUGCCAUGGCCGAGGCCCUGGGAAAGGGACCAGGGCUUAUUCGAAGAGUUAGCCGAGGUGCACAGGGAAUCCCAAACAGGUUCCGACGGGGCAAUUCAAGUGCACGCGACAAAAGCUCAGGGCCCGUCAUGAUGCGCCGGCGCAGUGACAGCAGGGCUGCCGCCGACGCCGAUACUGGCAUCUCGGACUUUGAUACCUUCGAAGAGGAGGAAGCCGUCGAGGACUUUCAAGACCCCAUCAUUGCCCUGGGCAUCUCCAACCACACACCGAGCUUCAGCUCAAUACCAGACUCGGCCGUCGUAGCCCCUGUACGCAACUCCCGCCUGGAGCAGGGCACCGUGCUGAGGAAAUUCACAAAGAAGGAGAAAAAGGACAUCAACUUGCGCCUCGAUAUGGAAUCGGCCAAAGUAUUCUGGGACCCUUCACGGCCCUCCAAGUGCUUCUACAUUGACGAUGUCCGAGAGAUUCGCUCAGGCCCAGAGGCCAAGCACUACCGCGAGGAGUGCGGCGUUUCGGAGAACUGGGCACCCUAUUGGUUCACCAUCGUCUACACGGACACUACCCGCUCCAAGGGCCGGAUAAAAACAAUGCAUCUGACCGCACCUGACAUUGGUGUGUUCAAUAUGUGGACCCGGACCCUCGACUCUGUAUCCCGCAACCGUAUCGACAUGAUGGCAGGCCUGCUUGGCUUUGCCGACAAGAGCACCAAGCUCGUCUGGCAACGCGCGAUGAAGAAGCGUGGUGAAGGCGACGAGUCACUGGAUUUCCCGAGUACCGUCGAGCUCUGCCGCAGCCUGCACAUCAACUGCACCGAGGUUACACUGCGCGCCUACUUUGAAAAAGCCGACACCCUCCAGACAGGCAAGUUGAACCAGUCACAGUUCCUGUACUUUGUACGACGCCUCAAGGAACGCAAGGAUAUCAAAGAAAUAUACAAGUCCUUCACUCCUGGACCGAAGGUGGAAAUGGACAAAGUCUCCUUCUUCUCUUUCCUGCAGCGUGAGCAGGGCGUCAACGUAAAUGCAGAUCUCGAGUCAUGGACAGCUACCUUCGAGAAGUUUGCGCGCGCAACCAAACCCAAAGCCACCCCAACAGACGGUGGCGAGACCUCAUUACCGGUGACCAUGAACUUUCCCGCCUUCCAAACGUACCUUACGUCACCUGCAAACUCUAUCAUCAAACCUGUCAGCUUGGAGCACAGGCUUGAUCGACCAUUAAACGAGUACUACGUUUCUAGCUCGCACAACACGUACCUACUCGGCCGACAGGUUGCAGGCGAGUCGAGCACCGAGGCGUACAUCACUGCGCUUCAGAAAGGCUGCAGAUGCCUUGAGAUUGAUUGUUGGGAUGGCGCAGGUAACGAACCAGUUGUAAUGCACGGCCGAACCUUGACCAAGAGCAUCUUGUUUCAAGACACCAUCAAAGUCAUCAAGAAGUAUGCCUUUACGGAAUCUCCCUACCCGGUCAUUCUCUCGCUCGAGGUGCACUGCUCUGCUCCCCAACAGGAGCGAAUGGUCCAGAUCAUGAUGGUAGAGUUCGGAGAGAAGUUGGUCAUGCAGCCGCUGGACUUUGAAUCACAAGUCCUGCCAUCCCCAGAGGAGCUGAAGCAUCGCAUCCUCAUCAAAGUCAAGGCCGCUGCUGGUGAGGACUUGGACACCAGAGCGCUGCUAGGCGAGCUAUCAACCCGGAGGCAGCGCAGUUUCAGCUCGCCAUGGUCUCGUCCCGUGUUGAUGAACGACAAUGUCAUCCCAAACUCGCCUCUGCUCUCAAGCCCUCCAUCCAUGAGUCCGCCAGAGCGCACAGCAUCAUUCUGGGCAUCACCACGCACGUCGACCACAUCUACCAACAACACGAUGCCAACCUCCACGGUUGUCAGCUCAGCUGAAGACAGUGAUAGUCCUCAUGUAACUGCAGCAGAAGCAGCAGAUGAUCGAAAGAAGCCCAAGAAGACCAAGACCAAUAACAUCACCAAAGAUCUCGGUAACCUUGGUGUUUACACAAGAGGAGUCAAGUUUACGGACUUUGGCUGCAGUGACGCCAACUCAUUCAAUCAUGUCUUUUCGGUAAACGAGCGCGCCUUCGAGAAGCUCACCAGACCCGGAGCUCGCGAAAAGUAUCUACUCGAGGAGCACAACAUGCGUUGUCUCAUGCGUGUUUACCCACACGCCUUUCGAAUCAACUCGUCAAAUUUCGACCCGCUCAAGUUCUGGCGCCGUGGGGUUCAGAUGGCUGCACUCAACUGGCAGACGUAUGACCUCGGCCAGCAGCUGAACGAAGCCAUGUUUUCUGGCGGCGACGACCGCACAGGCUACGUGCUCAAGCCUGCCGCACUCCGCCUCGAGUCACAGAUUCCAGUGAUUGGUCAUAGGAAGGCGCCCAAGAAACAAGUCAAGUUCACUGUGCAGAUCAUCUCCGCCCAACAGCUACCGCGCCCUCGGGGUCUCGGGCAAGAAGCAAACAUCAACCCCUAUGUCGAGUUUGAGAUGUACUGCGCAGAGGAUGUGGGCGCAAACGCCACUGGCGUUGGUGGGCAGGACGCUUCUGCGCGCAAUGGCCACUCCGGAAUUGGCAAUCCUUUGCGGAAGCGAACACGCAUUGUUGAGGGCAACGGCUACAAUCCCGAAUUUGGCAACGAAAUCGACAUGACGGUGACCACAAGGUACCCAAGUCUCGUCUUUGUGCGAUGGACUGUUUGGAAUUCGCUCGAUGCUCGAACCACCAACCAUGCCCCUUUGGCUACCUUCACGGCCAAGCUCGACAGCAUUCAGCAGGGCUUCCGCCACCUUCCGCUCUUCGACUGUAAUGGCGAGCAGUAUCUGUUCUCGACUCUAUUUUGCAAGGUCAAGAAACAGGAUAUUGUCGAUGCGCCAGAAGCCACUCUCCAACGUGCUGGUUCGCACAGAUCGUUCCUCGACCCUGGCAGUCCUCUUCAGGAACCUGCAAACAGCAAAGCGAGCCGUAACUUUGUCAGACGCCUCAUUUCUCGGGCCCCUAGUGAGCGCAAGAAGCGAAGAGAGGUAGAACGCACGGGCAGCGAAUCUCGCGAGUCAGAUGUGGACGUCGUAAAUCGCUCAAGUACGUUUGAGCGAUAA
Messenger RNA from Cucurbitaria berberidis CBS 394.84, 3351 nucleotides. RefSeq names its product 1-phosphatidylinositol-4,5-bisphosphate phosphodiesteras-like protein 1. Gene Ontology annotation, biological process: lipid metabolic process; phosphatidylinositol-mediated signaling. Bases 1 to 3351 code for a protein of 1116 amino acids. Gene Ontology annotation, molecular function: phosphatidylinositol-4,5-bisphosphate phospholipase C activity. The transcript has a single exon. Lineage: Eukaryota; Fungi; Ascomycota; Dothideomycetes; Pleosporales; Cucurbitariaceae. The record is from RefSeq and is a predicted model, not a curated record.